Clupea harengus (Atlantic herring) is the source of this 2699-nucleotide messenger RNA. It is a transcript of the gene eefsec, whose product is annotated as eukaryotic elongation factor, selenocysteine-tRNA specific. The record is from RefSeq and is a predicted model, not a curated record. Gene Ontology annotation, biological process: selenocysteine incorporation. Gene Ontology annotation, molecular function: translation elongation factor activity; GTP binding; GTPase activity. NCBI's taxonomy places the organism in Eukaryota, Metazoa, Chordata, Actinopteri, Clupeiformes, Clupeidae.
AUCAUAUUGAUGAAACACCGGAAAGGUACUAUGACAGGAAACUUUCUUUGCCAAUUGUUUUUGCUUAGUGAGCACACAAACCACCCUAUUUAAAUCUUCGGUUUCAGUAAUGUUAUGUUCUGCCACCUCUGUGGUUGAUCGCUAGUUGGCCCCUAUUCUAUUUUAAGAUUUUAUGAAGGUUCUGUCACUAAAAAGUGCCGUCUCCCUAACGUUAAGAGUAAAGUUCAGUUAACGUUAACGUAACUGGACUGGUUGGACAAUCAUGGCAGACGGAGACAACGGGGGCGGCUCUACUAAAACGUUAAAUUUCAACGUUGGUGUGUUAGGGCAUGUUGAUAGCGGUAAAACGUCUUUAGCCCGAGCGCUCAGCAGCACAGCUUCCACCGCUGCUUUCGACAAGAACCCACAGUCCCGGGAGCGUGGGAUCACGCUAGAUUUGGGGUUCAGUUCGUUCACCGUGGACCUACCGCAACAUCUGGAAGCCGAAUGUCGCCCACGCGGUUAUGACAGCUUACAGUUUACGCUAGUAGAUUGCCCUGGCCAUGCAUCCCUCAUCCGUACCAUCAUCGGGGGAGCUCAGAUCAUUGAUUUGAUGGUGCUGGUGGUGGACGUGGUGAAGGGGAUGCAAACACAGACAGCGGAGUGCCUUCUGAUUGGUCAGCUGACCUGUUCACGCAUGCUGGUCAUCCUCAACAAAACAGAUCUUUUGCCAAGCGACAAAAGGCAGAGCGCCAUUGAAAAGAUGACCAAGAGGAUGCACAAAACUCUGGAGAACACCAGGUUUAAAGACUGCCCCGUCAUAGCUGUGGCAGCUAAGCCUGGAGGUCCUGAGGCUGCAGAAACAGAUGAACCCCUAGGCAUCCCUGAAUUAGUAGAGGUGCUGAAGCAGCAGGCCUUCCUGCCUCAGAGGGACUCCACAGGCUCUCUGCUGAUGGCUGUUGAUCACUGCUUCUCCAUCCGAGGCCAAGGCACUGUCAUGACUGGCACCGUCCUGCAGGGGGCAGUACACAUCAACGACACUGUAGAAAUCCCAGCCUUGAAGGUGACUAAGAAGGUGAAGUCGAUGCAGAUGUUUCGCCGGCCGGUCAGCAUGGCCGUGCAGGGCGACCGCGUGGGGGUGUGUGUGACGCAGUUCGACCCCAAGCUGUUGGAGAGGGGCGUGGUGUGUUCGCCCGGCUCCUUGCAUACGCUCUACGCCGCCCUCAUCGCUGUGCACAAGAUCAGCUACUUCCGCGGGACCCUCGCCAGCCGCACCAAAUUCCACAUCAGCCUUGGCCACGAGACCGUCAUGGCGCGCGUCUCCUUCUUCGGCUCGGCGGCGGCUUGUGGCAGCCAAUCCGGAGCGGAGCCAGACCCAGAAAGCCAACCUGUCAAUGAGGCGGAGGCGGGCUUUUCAUUUGACAGGGAGUACCGCCACCAGGAGGAGUACGUGAUUGGUCAGAGUGAGGGAAAGGCCCCUGAGCAAUGGGCCCUGCUGGAGUUUGAGAAGCCAGUCACAUGUCCGCCUAACUGCUUGGUGAUUGGCUCGAGGCUCGACACUGACAUCCAUGCCAACACGUGCCGAUUGGCCUUCCACGGGAGGCUCCUGCACGGCAUGGAGGAGAAGAACUAUGCAGAGAGUACCCUGCCCCGCCUUCUCAUCAGCAAAGACAAACAAAGAGAGGGCGCUGUGGAAAGGGUGACUGAUGACUACACCGUGAUUGGCCGGAAUCUGUUUAAGAAGGAGACCAACCUGCAGCUGUUUGUGGGGUUAAAGGUCACACUGUCUUCGGGGGAGUCGGGGGUGAUCGAGGGGGGCUUUGGACAGAGUGGGAAGGUGAAAAUUAGAAUACCAGAGGGGUUGAAAGAUGAGACGAAGCCGCUUCUCUCCUGUGGAAAGAAGAAAGGAAAGGGAGGAGGGAAGAGCGACUCGGUCAAAGAGGAAGAGUCCAAAGGUGACUCACAGCCUGUUUUAAUCCACCUGCAUUUCAAGAGGUACAUCUUCGACCCCAAGAAAAAGAUGGUACAGUCCUGAUUACCAGAAGAAAAAGAUGGUACAGUCCUGACCACCGGAACUCUGAGAGGCCUAGGGACAUUCUGGAACUCUGAAAGUGGCAGCCAGACAUUGAAACCCGUCACCAACACAUACGCACAAAUAAACACACACACACACACACCACACACACAAACACACACACACACACACACACGCUAUAUGUGUAAAUGAUGAAGCCAGCUAGAGCACUACUACAUAUAUUGAGCUGGAAAACACAUAUAGUGACCAAAGGUCUAGUUUACACAAUUUUCUCUUUCUCUCUCUCUCUCACACACACACACACACACACACACACACACACACACACACACACACACACACACAAACCCACAGCCUCUUUCUCCCUCCCACCCCUCUCUCUCUCUCUUACACACACACACACACUCAGUCUCUGUUUUGUGUCAUCAUCUUUCUCAGAAUCAGUUUAUUCAUUGACUCUGACAGUGGCCAGUGAUGGUAUGACAUGGUCUCCUGUGGUCCACCUUCAUGACACUUUGCCCUGACCAAGAUGACAUCAGCAUGAUGUUGUGUGCAUUAUUGAUGCUGGGAACCAAUGAGCUGCUUUUUGUUUAAAAAUUCUGUGUACACGAGUCAAUAUUUUGACAGUGUGUGUGUGAGGGCAGCAAGAACUGUUUGGAAGUAAAUGCUGCUGUUAAACCCCAAA